GGCCCAGACAUAUUUUUCAGAUAACCCUGUAACCCAGAGCUUCUUUAUAGAUUACACGCAGAACUCUUUCGGGCAGCAAUUUCGUUGGCAGCGUAAACGUAGACAUCGGAUACGUUCAAUUAAUUUCUCUUAUUUUCAAGAGUAUAUUAGUAAAAUACUUACAAACACAUUUUAACGAGUACGUAUUUGGAGCCGUGAAAUUGCUACAACUCUGGUCAUGUUGGCUGCGGGUGGUCUUAUCGUAGGAAUCGUUGGGCUAGUGUUAAACAUAGUUGGCGUUGCAAUACCUUAUUGGUACUAUUAUUCCGAGGCUGAAAAAGGUGUAAAAGCUAGCUUUUAUUUUGGACUAUGGAAAUUGUGUGUUAAAGCUGCGGGUUUUGGACAAGAAGGCUCGCGUUGUUUAAAGUUUGAUGAAUUCAACAUGAAAAUAAUUUUACCCACGGAGAUGGAAGCUGUGCGUGGACUAGAGUUGACAGCAAUUAUUUUGAUAGCAACCUCGAUUGUCAUUGCCGGAUUGAGAGUGGUCAUGAAGAAAGGCGAUAACAAGUACCUUAAAGUCGCGGGAGGUAUAGCGUGUGCAGCAGGUAUUCUGAUGAUUGUCGGUGCUGUUGUAUUUUCAACGUCUGAUCAAAUGAAGAAAUUGAUACCAAUAGUUGCUAUCCCUUUCAAACUUCACGCAGGAUUUGCUUUAUGUAUUGUGUCCGGUGUGUGUAGCCUCGCAGCAGCGGUAAUGUUUAUUAUGGAAAAUGAUGGGGAAAACCAAACAAUGCCACAACCUUACCCAUAUCACGGACAAAACGGAGGGGUACCUGCAGUUAGUCUACAGCCGUCAGCAAUGGUCGUCACUGUUCAACAACCUUCAGCUAUGGCUGUCACUGCACAACAACCUUUGGGAGUUCAAACAUUUUAACUGUUUUGAACUUUAUGCGCUUUUUGUAUCGAGCUAUUGACUAAUGAAAGUCUGUGUGUUUACAUUUAUAAUAUAGUCUAGUGUGUUAAAUUAGUUGCGUAUAAAACAUUGUGGCGUUUCAUUGUAUAAAGAUACUUUCUGUUACUUAAUGCAAAGUACUUAUUUAUCACAUAAACGUGGCGUUUUUCAAAUUCCCUAAAGAAAGAAGGAAAUGAAUCAUUAUAAUGCACCCGUUCCCAGUCGCGUUCUGAAAACCUUACUUCUUCAAACAAAUCUAUAUAAUGUUUUUCUAAAUAUUCUGACCAUAGUUUGCAUUGAUUGGGGAAGGUAUCCGAAUGGUUGUAGAAACUUCUUUAAGUUUAAAUACAUAUUUAACUAUUUUAAAGUCUAGUGUAUAAUGUGAACAACUGUGACUACUAUUCAACGGAAAUCAAGAAAUUUCUUGGUGCGGAAAAGUUAGAUGAAAUAGUUGUUCAAGCAUUGAAACCAAACCGGUGUAUUACUGUGGUCGUAAACAACAUUACUCUCUUUAUAUGUAAUUCACAGAAAAGGCUUAAGGUUUUUAAUUUGAAGAAAAUAAUUAUACAUCGCGAAAAAAAAUUGUAAAGUGGCUUCCUUCUUAGUUUCCAUCUUCCCUGCUAAGAGUUUAAAUGUUUAAAUUACCAUAGACAAAAACCUAGAGCUUUUAAAUUGUAGUCGUCGACUUCCUGUAAAAAAGCUAACCUGAUCGAAGAUAAAAUUUGCCACCGAGUGAAGGUCGCAGUUGUAUAGAUGAUGACCAAACAAAGACUGUCCGUUUUUCAUCAAUUGCAGAUACUGCCAGAAAAGGAAAAUGGCAAUUAGAUGUAUGGGGAGUAUGACCUUGAAACAAUAACGACUUUUUGAACUCUACACUUCAUUUUCUUUUGUUGUCAUCUCUGCCAAAGUUUCACAAAUUAUCUUUACAUGUAUAGAAUAAAAAUAAUCGGAUGUUAAUUCUUUGAACCGUAACAGGUACAGUAAAUUAACAUUAAAACCAAAGUUCACAUAAUGAGUAAAUUCCUAAUUAAGUGUAUGCUCCAAAGUCUUUCUCUACAUGUUACAUUUGUUUUGAUAAACAGUAUAGCAACUAUGUCUACUUGAACAAUCUAUAGUUAUUUGUGGAAUCAGAAUGCGUGUUUGCAAUCAGUCCAAACGUGUUUUGAUAUGACUGGAGAAACAGGCACGUGCGUCCAAUGCGUUGUAAUUUUAUUUUUUUGUUACCUUCGCUAUAGGAGGUAAACAAUAUACACGUAUCAUGUUAUUAUGCGGAAACAAUUAUUCACCUUGAUUUUGUAUGACGUGCCCAAAAGUUUGAUUGAAAUACUGACGAAGAAAUUCGUUUGACCACAAAAUACUCGAGUUAUAAAAACUAACAAAAGACUGAUGAAGGCAAUUUAAAAUAGAAAACGAAUCAGAACGGUCUGCAAUUGAAAAUUAUACAGACAUAAACUACCUUCACACAUUAGUUACCAUCAAGUUUUCUCUCUUACUAGCUUUAGUUACUUUUUGUUGUUUUAUAUGUAUGUGCCCUUUUGUAUUGAUUGAUUGAUUUAUUUCGGCAAAGGAAAACAUAUUGUACUCGUUUAUAAUCGGUGAUUUCCGUACGUUUACGCAUUUACAUAUAUCUGCAGCCAAGAUUCUGCGUGUGUAAUGAGAAGUCUCUAACCAACAAAGCUAAGUUGGAAUUGAAAUGACCAUUUCGGCAAAGAUGCACAUAUUCUUUGCAAAUCAAAUACAUAGAGAUAAAAUGUUGAGCGAGUAAUGUCAAUCGCAUUUGAUUAUAUAUGUAGGAUAGCUAUUGUAUGAUAUACUCGAAUAAUCACCAAACAUUUUCUGUUGAUAUAAAAACUUUGAACGAAUACGUGUUCAAAUGUUGCAUUACGUUUUUUUUCCUUUUGAAAAUUGCCUUCCAGACGAGGAUCGUUGAACGAUAAUUGAUUUGAACAUUCCAUUUGUUUGAAUUGCUAUCAUCUACUUUUCCCAAACACCGAGUAUGCUAUGUCAGGGGGCAAUAACAGGAUAUAUAAGAAUUGCUGUGAACGAUUUGUUUAUUUAAACAUUGAAACAAAAUUCAAUUUCCGAUUUUUCGAAAUCACUUCUGUUAUUUUUUCGGAAAUUGGACGUGAUAUGUUUGAGCAAAUCGGAUACUUGAAAAAGAUAAAAUGUCGGUGUUGUGUUUAUCGCUGUUCAACCACUUAACAAGAUUAUACACUGGCGGGAUUAGCACGACUAAACCUAUGUUGGACAAGAAGGCUUCUUUUAAAAAAGAAACCUAGGAGAGGUCCAGUGUUGUUCCUUUUUAAAGUUAUAUCAGAGACAUAGAUAACAAUUGUAAUCUAAUUGUUAUCUAAUUGUUAUCUGCUUAUAUGAUAGGUUGUGCUAUAGACAAAAAAAAACAGUUUCCCUGUUGCAGGUCACUGUAACCUAUUAGGGGUCAUAGUCACUGUGACCAUGACCUAAUGACCUCAAAAUCCAUAAGUCAUCAUCAGGUUAUGAUCAACCUCCGCCAAUCCGAGGACUAUAAGCCCAAGCAUUUCAUAGUUACUGAAUUCCAUUUAAAAAGGUUCAAAAGCUACCACAGCAAUAAUUGUACACUGAACUUGGCCCUGGUGAAAGUUGCCAAAUUAGCAUCUUACCAUUUUUGCGAAAACCUCACCUAACAGGCUUGUUUGUCAACGGGCCCAAGAGAAUUGCUUCCGAGAAGCUUUAGAAAAACUUAAAAGAAAAUCUCAAUCGGACGGACGUCUGCCGGAAGUGUGAAAAAAAAAAUAUCAUUCUUUUUUAAAUGAUUAUUUUUUCAGAUUUUUUUUCUUAAUGUGCUAUUUGCAGUUCUAAACAUUUUAUUUGUUCUAGUUUAUUACUCAGUUUGUCGAAUUGCCGCCGUGUUUUGAUCACGGGAUUAACAUCACCGACUAUCAGAAGCUCGGAAGAACUCUUCUUGUUCCGGCAGAUCUUCCGAACGGGGCAAACGAAACCGCCAGUUAAACUAUAAAUUCAUUUAAUUGAACGAAAUACAUUUUAACGUGAUUCAAUUUAUAUGCAUAUCUUUGAAUACUGCGAACAAAGAAUAGUAAAUAUAUAUCUAUAUAUUUCUUGUUAAUAACUGACCCGUUUCAAACAUUUGUAACAAUAGUUUUACACUAUUUUUCUUUAUUUUAAACGAACAAUUAUUUUCGUCUUAGAAGAUUUCAAAACUUACUUGUGCGCAAGCGAAUUGGGCCAUUUUAGACUGGCUUACCGUAAUUUGCGCUAGAAAGUGAAAUCUAACGCCGUAAAAUUAGUAGAUUAGUCUAAAUUCUCCUUGUUUGAAAGCCAACACUAUGGAGAGGUCUUGAUAGACCUCUCCAAUAAGCAUGAAAGGAAUGUUACUGCCGUUGUUAUAUAAAACACAAUAACGAUUGCUCGACUGCUUGCAUCAGUUAAACAUAACUGUACGAUAUCGACGUUAACAUUUUUGUUGGGACGACAUAGGGUGCAAUUACGUCAAAAAUGACGUCACUCAUCCAUUACGAGCGAAUAAUCAGUUAAAAUGGCUGCUUCUGGUUAAAAAGCCCGCUUCUGGUUAUUUUACUUGGGUUACAGGAUUUUGUUCUGCAGUUUUGUUACUAUUUAUAGUAAUGUAUAUAAUUAAAAACACUUAUUACACGGCAACGGUGUUCCUGAAGUGUUUGUAAGCAAGACUAAAGCUGUGCCGAGUGCUAACAUACAUUAUGCUAAAUUGUUAAAAUCAAAGUAAGGAACGUCAUUGUCGUAUAAUGAGUUUAUUUAUUAUAUACCUACAUAAUAAUGAUUACGCGAUUGCUUGAAUCAGUAAAUCAUAUACAAUGUCAACGUUAACGAAUUUUCUAUCGCGACGACACAGGGUAAAAUGACGUCAAAAAUUUCGUCACACAUCCAUGGCGCGCCAAUAACCUGCCAAAAUGCCUGCUACCGGUUAAAUGCUGGCUUCCAGUUAUUUGGACUAGGUUACAGGAUUUUGUCAUUUUCAGUUUUGUUACUAUUUAUAGUAAGGUAUAUAAUAAUGUAGAUUACAGAAAGUGGGGAAUUGUGCAAAUGCUUAUAACCGUUAGACAUGACACAAGUAAUAGGGUGCUAGACUACCGAGGUACAAUAUGAUUGGAAAAGAUAACAGUCACGUACAUAUUAAACGUGUUUUAUUUGAAAACAUUGCAGCAUAACAGCAAAUGCAUCUUUUAUCAUGGAGAAAAUACUAGUAUACAAUUAAAAGUCCUUUCAAUUUGUUUAUGUUAAAUGGUGUUUAAACAAUUGAUACUGCACAUGAAAAGAAAAUUAAAACAAAUAAAAAAGA
Mercenaria mercenaria is the source of this 5240-nucleotide messenger RNA. RefSeq lists its product as uncharacterized. NCBI's taxonomy places the organism in Eukaryota, Metazoa, Mollusca, Bivalvia, Venerida, Veneridae. The transcript has 3 exons. Gene Ontology annotation, cellular component: plasma membrane. The coding region runs from base 218 to 910 and encodes 230 amino acids. The record is from RefSeq and is a predicted model, not a curated record.